CCCGGUGGCACAACCGCGUAAGCAGUAGUAGAAGUCAGACGUCCAUUGCAUCUCUUGUAAUUUCAUCAAAUUUAAAAUUUAAAUUGGUAAUUAAUCGUUGCAGAAAUUGCUAGAUUUUAGAAUCAGCUAAACAAUGGACGGUAGUGGAAGACCGGCUGGAAGAAGCCGAGGCAGAGCUAGUAGCAGUACACCACAGCAGCAACCUCAAGGAGCAUGGGCCCGUCGUCCCGGACCAUCGCAAGCUCACGAUCCUUCGAAACAGUAUGGACCCCCACCGACGAAAUAUUUCCGUUCACAGAGCGGGGUAGGACGUUCCUUCCGUGCGCCCGCACCAACCAGCGCUCCUGCUGGAGACCAGCGUCCACCAGGAGUUGAUCGCCCAGCUCCUCCGCCAUCUGAUAUUGUUCCAGUCGGAGGUGGUGGUGAUGCCGCAUCAGCUAAUGCCGGACGUGGAGCCAUGCGUGGCCGCAGAAUCAUCAACCCAGAUAUUUUAAAUUCACGUCCAUCACACGUCAAGUCCUCAAAGAAAGGGACCGGAGGUAAUCCAACUAAAUUGCAGGCAAAUUUCUUCAAAAUUUUGAGCGCUCCCGAUUGGUGUCUGAUGCUGUACAGAGUAGAUUUUUCACCGGAAGAAGACAGAACUUUGGUUCGUAAAGGACUUGUUCGUCUCCAUAAAGAUCAAUUGGGAAUUUAUAUAUUUGAUGGCAGUGUUCUGUACACUUGCAACCGCUAUCAUGGAGUGACCAAAACAGAUGCAAUGGAACUAUUCUCAGAACGAGUAACUGAUAAUGUCAAAAUAAAAAUUAGUAUUCGCUUGGUAGGAGAAAUGGCUAAGGGUGACCCACAUUACCCUCAAUUUUUCAACAUUGUUUCUCGUAAAGGGUUGGAACAUCUCCGUCUUCAAUUGGUCGGACGUAAUUACUUUGAUGCCAACGCGAGAGUGGAAAUUCCCGAGUACAGAUUUCAAUUGUGGCCUGGGUAUCAGACGUCUAUUCGUCAACAUGAACGCGACGUUUUGAUGGGAUGUGAGAUCACUCAUAAAGUGAUGCGUCAAGAGACAUUAUUUGAUAUAAUGAAUAGAAUUCGUAUGAAUGCUCGUGGUGGUGACGUUCAAGGAGCUUGCAAAGCUGAAGUUAUUGGUCUGACUGUUUUGACUGAUUACAACAACAAUACGUACAGAAUUGAUGAUAUCGACUUUAGUAAAACACCAAAGGCAACAUUCAACAUGGGAAGAGACAAUGUUCCGACUACAUAUCUUGAUUAUUACAACACCAAGUAUCGAAUUCGUAUUAGAUCUGACUCACAACCGCUUCUUGUUGCCCGUUCAACUCAGCGAGAUCGUCGUGCUGGAAAAGAUGAGAUAAUUUAUUUAGUUCCUGAACUCUGUCGAGCAACAGGAUUGACUGACUCUAUGAGAACGGAUUUCAAAUUGAUGGCAGCAUUGGCAACACACACUCGUCUCACUCCUGAAAGACGUAUUGAAAAAUUAUUGAAUUUCAAUAGACGUCUGCAACAAUCACCUGAAGUCGUUAAAGAGUACAGCCAAUGGAAUUUACGAUUGGACACCAACUUGGUUGAAAUUCCAGCUCGUAUACUUCCGCCAGAAAAUAUUAUUUUUGGUAACAUGAAACAAUCAGCGACUCAAAGAGCUGACUGGACUCAACAUUUCCGUUCUGCUCGACUGAUUGUCUGCACUAAAUUGAGUGACUGGGUCCUCAUUCUUCCAGAGCGUUUACGUCGUGACGCACAACAAUUCGUUGGUAAUAUCGUCAAAGUCGGACAAGGAAUGUCCUUCUCAGUAAGUCAGCCAAAUGUCCGUGAAAUUCGUAACGAGUCAGCUCAGUCAUAUGCUGAAGAAUUGGAACGCGUUAUGAGUCGCAGUACACCUCAACUUGUCUGCUGUAUUGCAAUGAGAUCACGUGCUGAUGUUUACUCAGCUAUUAAGAAGAAGUGUUGUGUUGAUCGUCCCGUUCCAAGUCAAGUUAUUCUUGCUAAAAAUUUGGCUUCCAAAGGAGCCAUGUCCAUUGCUACCAAAGUCGCUAUUCAAAUGAACUGUAAAAUUGGUGGUGCUCCUUGGAGUAUGGACUUUGGAAUCGCUGGAUUGAUGGUUGUUGGAUUUGAUGUUUGUCACGAUCCUAAUCAUCGUGGAACUGAUUUUGGUGCUAUGGUUGCAUCACUGGAUCGUGGAAUGACCAGAUACUUCUCAGCUGUCAGUGCUCACCGUAGUAACGAAGAAUUGACAAAUGAAUUCAGUCUUAACAUGGUCAAGGCACUGCGCAAAUAUGCAGAAUUGAAUUCCGGUCAAUUCCCAUCACGUAUUGUUAUUUACCGUGAUGGUGUCGGCGAUGGACAAAUUCCCUAUGUACUCGAUCACGAAGUAAACCAUCUCCAGGAAGCUCUCGGUAAACUCUACGGCCGUGCUGAUUUAGUAAAGAUGUCAUUUAUCAUUGUCACCAAACGCAUCAACACCAGAUUGUUUUACAAUCGCCGUGAGAACCCACCACCAGGUAGUAUUGUAGACGAUGUAAUUACCAACCCAUGGAGAUACGACUUCUUCAUUGUUUCACAAUGUGUAAGACAAGGAUCCGUAUCACCUACUGCUUACAAUGUCGUUCAUGAUAACGCGGGAAUUGAUGUCACUGGUCUCCAGCGAUUGACAUUCCAGUUGACGCACAUGUACUUCAACUGGAGUGGAACUGUCAGAGUGCCGGCACCUUGUCAGUAUGCCCACAAAUUAGCGUUUUUGGUCGCUCAAAGUAUUCACCGAUCUCCAAGCAGUCACUUGGAAAGUCUUUUAUAUUUCCUUUAAAAAACAAAAAAAUUAUCUAAGCAAAGAAAAAAAUUUUUUUUUUUUUAUUAUUAUUAUUAUUUUUUUUUUUUUUAAUGAAUUUCUUAAUUAUGAAUUAAAAAAAUAUUUUUUAUUAAUGUUUCGGUGAAAUACUUUUUUUUUUUUAUUUUUUUCAGUAAAAGACAAUUUUUAUUUUAUUUCUUUAGUUAACUGUCAUAUUUAAUUAUUUAAAAAAAAAAGAGACUAAAAGGUCGGAGUUAAAUACUAUGAUUAUUAAAAUUAUAAUGAAAUAUUUUUUUAUUCUAAACUUACGUAAGUUAUCAGUAUUUUUUAAUAUUUAUUAAUAAAUAAUUAGUCUGACAUUUAAACUACGUAAGAAAAAGAAAAGGAAGAAAUGUUAUCACCUCCAACAUGACUAGAGAUUGUUAAAGUCAUGAUUAUAAAAAAGAUAUAAUUAUCUUAAUUAAAUAUAUGUUGGUUUAAAAGCAAAAUAUCAGUAAAAAAUAAUAAAUGUUUACUCAAUUUUAAUUAUUGAAUAAAUUGAUAUAAAGUUUAAA
Microplitis demolitor is the source of this 3345-nucleotide messenger RNA. Its product is annotated as piwi-like protein Siwi. The record is from RefSeq and is a predicted model, not a curated record. Bases 134 to 2809 code for a protein of 891 amino acids. The transcript has 11 exons. Gene Ontology annotation, molecular function: piRNA binding; protein binding. Gene Ontology annotation, cellular component: P granule. Gene Ontology annotation, biological process: regulatory ncRNA-mediated gene silencing. Lineage: Eukaryota; Metazoa; Arthropoda; Insecta; Hymenoptera; Braconidae.